Messenger RNA from Brassica napus (rape), 2507 nucleotides. RefSeq names its product WD40 repeat-containing protein HOS15. NCBI's taxonomy places the organism in Eukaryota, Viridiplantae, Streptophyta, Magnoliopsida, Brassicales, Brassicaceae. Gene Ontology annotation, biological process: regulation of transcription by RNA polymerase II. Gene Ontology annotation, cellular component: histone deacetylase complex. Gene Ontology annotation, molecular function: transcription corepressor activity; protein binding. The record is from RefSeq and is a predicted model, not a curated record.
UCUUUAAUAAUUUUGAAUCUUAAACAUUUUCUAAAUCUCAUACCAAAAUAAAAAGAAAGAAAUGAGAAUAAACUCAAAAAUCAAUUUUUAUAUUGAGCAAUAACCAAAAUGACACAAAAAGAAGAAAUCUAUCGAAGAUAGAUAUGAUUGACACGUGAAUGUAAACUUCUCAUAACCAUAAUUAACUUUUAAAUUGCUAAAUCAUGAUGUAAGACCGAGCUGACAUAGUUUCAUUGUAACCAAAUGAUAUCACUCAAAUUACAGUAAGGAGUGAUUUAUACUGAAGUCAAGUUAUAGUACUUAGAGAUCGAAUUCACAUGGAGCUAGAGAACCAAUUAGAUCUAAUAGUUAUAUGAUUAAGCAAGACUAAUAGUUUAUAAAGCAGUAAAAUAGCAAAGCAGUAAACAAGUUGAACAAGACAAUUGUUCAGCUUAGCAAAGAGUUGUUUGAUGGAAAUGAUGGUUGCUAGAUCUAGGAUUUCUAUUCAGGUAAUCAAAAUUAUAAUGAUAUAGAGGCUAAUUGUUGCUUGCAAGAUAUUAUAGAACUCAACUGGGAGUAUAAAUCUAACAACUUCCGUUGUAUAGACAGUCUAAUAUCCAGAUCUUGGAUCUCAACUCUCGUUUAUUGAUCACAAGAAAGUGUCGAUCAAUUAUUCUAUGAAAAUAUCGAUUGAUACACUUUUCACAAUAUCGAUCGAUUAAUCUAUUGGAUCAUCGAUCGAUAUCGCUUCUAGCAAGCUUUACGAUCGGGUUGAAUAUGUGUUCACUAGGGUUCCUAAAAUCAACUCUAUUGAUGAUGAUGACAUAUUAAAUGGGCUUAGCCCAAUAAGUGAGUUAUUGUAUAAUGUUAGGCCCAUUGUGUUUUAAUUUCACCCGGUUUAGAUACGUGGGAACAUAUCACCGACUGGGUUACUCCGACUCGGUCGAAUUUGGCCGUAGGAGAUGUCUUCAAACCUCCGUCGAAUUGAAUUAUCUGAUCUUCCGAUAUCUUCAGGAAUCAGGGUUGACACACGCUGCAUUCACACUAGUUAAUAAAUGCAAAAUCGAUGGGAAUAUGGUUCCACCGGGUGCUCUUGUCAAGUUUGUUCAGAAAGGUCUCCACUAUAUGAUUUUGCUGUGUUACUUGCAGCAGGGGGCAGCGAACAUUGACGAGGAUUUCUCAUUCUUUCAACCGUUGGAUCUGAUCUCAAAGGAUGUAAAAGAGUUGCAGGUGAUGCUGAGGGAGAGGAAGAGGGAAGAGAGGCAUAAGGACAAGGACAGAGAAAGAUCUAAAGAAAACGAUAAAGAGGUUGAACGAGGUCAUGAUGGAGAUCGCAGCAAAUCAGCUUCUUUGAAGAGAAGCAUGGAGAGAAUGAAAUUAGAGAGGGAAAAGGCUCAUGCAAAUCAGCUUGGAGAUGGUGAUAGGGACAUGGCUAUUGACCAAAAUGAGAAAGAAAACGCUGGAGAUGAAGAGCAUGGCCCUUCUUCGGGUCGAACCACCAUGACUCCGACAUCUCUGCCGUCUCGCAUUUCUAAUUCUGAUGUGAGGGUUUUGGAAGGGCAUACUGCUGAGGUUUGUGCGUGCGCAUGGAGUCCGUCGGCUUCAUUGCUUGCCUCAGGGUCUGGUGAUACGACAGCACGUAUCUGGAGUAUUCCGGAAUCUGGUCGUAGUAUCAGCACUUUGAUCCUGAAACAUGCAAAAGGAAAGUCAAACGAGAAGUGCAAGGAUGUGACUACUCUUGACUGGAAUGGUGAGGGGACUUUACUUGCAACUGGUUCCAUGCAUGAGUAUGAGUAUGACACCGGAUGCAAUUGCAAUAUAGGGCCAACACUUGACGUUGAUUGGCGCAACAAUGUGUCUUUUGCAACGAGUUCUACGGACACAAUGAUCUACUUAAGCAAGAUUGGAGAAACUCGGCCUGUCAAAACCUUUGCUGGUCAUCAGGGUGAGGUUAAUUGCGUGAAAUGGGAUCCUACCGGUACUUUACUGGCCUCGUGCUCUGAUGAUAGUACCGCUAAGAUGUGGAAUGUAAAACAACACAGCUUUGUUCAUGAUCUCCGAGACCAUUCUAAGGAGAUAUAUACAAUCAGAUGGAGCCCUACAGGACCAGGAACCAACAAUCCUAACAAACCGCUAACUCUUGCGAGUGCAUCAUUUGACUCAACAGUAAAGAUAUGGGAUGCAGAACUAGGAAAGAUGCUAUGUAAUCUCAACGGCCACAGGGACGCGGUAUACUCAUUGGCGUUUAGUCCAAACGGGGAGUACAUAGUGAGUGGGUCAGUGGACAAAUCGAUACACAUAUGGUCAUUAAAAGAAGGCAAGAUCGUGAAGACAUACACAGGAGCUGGAGGGAUUUUCGAAGUGUGUUGGAACAAGGAAGGUAACAAACUCGCAGCUUGUUUCGCUGAUAACUCGGUCUCUGUUCUAGAUUUCAGAAUGUAGUUUUAGAAGUGUAGUAGUAUCCGUCUAAACACCCUCAUUACAAGCCUUAUUUUGUUGCUGCACAUAUAUUUAUUAUAAAGCUAAAA